AUGAGCACUAACGGUUCGCCGCUUCGAGCGACAGAGAUUGGUGUAAAGCGAAGUCGAAAAGCGACUGAACCUCAGCAUCUUUCUUCUUUUUGCAUCUCUUCUUCCGACGAAGCUAUGAACCCAGCAGCAAACCCUUUGUCCACCGCUGAUGCCCCGGCAGUGGGAGAUCAGACAAUGAAUAUCUUGAAUCUAGCAGGUGCAAUUGCAAUGAAUAGCCUAUUGGCUAUGAACCAACAAUCCGCAAUUGGUAGCUUUCCUGCUGCGGCCCAGCUGGCUGCGCAAAAUCCUCUCCUUGCCAAUGCAGCAAAAAUGAUGUUGAGUAUGAAUUUGAUGAAUGCUGCCGUCUCUGGUAAUACCGAUCGUCCUUCCGCCUCGAAUCCAACUGCGGAGCUGCUUUCACUGAUUACCUCGCAACCUGAGACUACCGCGCAUUCUGUUGCAAAUCUGCAGCAAGCAAUGCUCAUUCAACAGUACGCCGCACUGGCUCGAGGGCAGCUUUCUGCAGUCAAUCCGCAGCUGGCUGCGCUUCAGAUGUUGAAACAGCGAACGGCCGACAAUGGGACUAGUCAGCCAAAUGAUCGAAAACGCUCUUAUCCAUCUGCGGAAUUGCCGAGCCAUAUUGAAGAAAUGAGAAAACGCGUCUUCUCUGACACCAGCGCGCCCAACAUCCAGCGCAAGUCUGAGAACGUUUCCAUUUCUCAAAUACCCUUUUCUAAAGAUGAUAUGGAAAGGUGUUUGGAGAGGAUUCUCAACGAAGAGAUCUACAAUAUAUAUGAGGAUGAUGUGAAACCAGAGGUGAAAAGUGAGUCAAUGAGGUCUUUUUCAACGGAUGUUGAUAGCAAAGAGACUGGUUGUAGUAGUAGCGGCAGCUCUUCUCCAAUUGAGCGCAAACUUUCCAUAGAUGAAAUCUUAGACAUCAUCGCCAGUAGACCACAAGGCAAAGACGAGAGUGGAAUUGCUUCGGCUGGAUCG
Messenger RNA from Strongylus vulgaris, 972 nucleotides. Lineage: Eukaryota; Metazoa; Nematoda; Chromadorea; Rhabditida; Strongylidae. The record is from the annotation of a GenBank genome assembly.